GCUGGCAUGAUGGCGGCCGACACGCAGGUUUCCGAGACACUGAAGCGCUUUGCUGGGAAGGUGACGACAGCCAGUGUGAAGGAACGCAGAGAAAUCCUCGGUGAACUGGGGAAAUGUGUUUCUGGAAAAGAUCUGCCAGAGGGAGCGGUAAAAGGACUCUGCAAAUUAUUCUGCUUGACCCUGCAUCGCUACAGGGAUGCGGCCUCCCGCAGAGCCCUGCAGGCCGCCAUCCAGCAGCUGGCUGAGGCACAGCCAGAAGCCACCGCUAAGAACCUUUUGCACUCUCUGCAGUCCUCAGGCAUCGGCUCCAGAGCGGUUGUGCCCAGCAAGAGCAGUGGCUCAGCAGCCCUGCUGGCCUUGUCCUGGACCUGCCUCCUGGUGCGCAUUGUCUUCCCCUCCAGAACCAAGCGGCAAGGAGAUGUCUGGAACAAACUGGUUGAGGUGCAGUGCCUGCUCUUGCUGGAGGUGCUGGGCGGCUCUCACAAACAUGCCGUGGAUGGUGCCGUGAAGAAGCUCACCAAGCUGUGGAAAGAGAACCCAGGGCUGGUGGAGCAGUACCUGUCAGCCAUUCUCAGCCUAGAGCCCAGUCAGCACUACGCGGGCAUGCUGGGGCUGCUGGUGCAGUUCUGCACCAACCACAAGGAGAUGGAUGUGGUCAACCAGCACAAAAGUACCCUGCUAGAGUUUUACGUGAAGAACAUUCUGAUGAGCAAAGUCAAGCCGCAGAAAUACCUGCUGGAUAACUGUGCACCUCUGCUCCGCUACAUGUCCCAUGCAGAAUUUAAGGACCUGAUACUCCCCACCAUACAGAAGUCCUUGUUGAGGAGUCCAGAGAAUGUCAUUGAAACUAUCUCCAGUCUUCUGGCCUCGGUGACUCUAGACCUCAGCCAGUAUGCCCUGGACAUUGUGAAAGGACUGGCUAGCCAGCUGAAGUCCAACAGCCCCCGCCUGAUGGACGAGGCUGUGCUGGCAUUGCGGAACUUGGCCCGCCAGUGCAGCGAUCCCUCGGCCAUGGAGGCGCUGACCAGACACCUCUUCGCUAUCCUUGGAGGCUCCGAGGGAAAGCUAACUAUCGUAGCCCAGAAGAUCAGUGUCCUCUCAGGGAUCGGAAGUCUCAGUCACCACGUGGUGUCCGCACCUUCCAGCCAGGCUCUAAAUGCAGCCGUGGCAGAGCUGUUCAUCCCAUUCCUCCAGCAGGAAGUUCACGAGGGCACCUUGGUGCAUGCCGUCUCUGUCCUGGCUCUCUGGUGCAACCGCUUCACCACGGAUGUUCCCAAGAAGCUCACGGAGUGGUUCAAGAAAGCCUUCAGCCUUAAGACCUCCACAUCUGCUGUGAGGCACGCCUACCUGCAGUGCGUGCUGGCCUGUUUCCGAGGUGACACGCUGUUGCAGGCCCUGGACCUGCUGCCCCUUCUCAUUCAGACGGUAGAGAAGGCAGCUUCCCAGUGCACUCAAGUGCCCAUAGUCACCGAAGGGGUUGCUGCAGCCCUGCUGCUCUCCAAGCUUUCUGCAGCUGACUCCCAGGCUGAGGCCAAACUAGGCAAUUUCUGGCAGCUGGUUUUGGAUGAGAAAAAGCAGUUUUUCACAUCUGAGAAAUUCCUGCUCCUGGCCUCCGAGGACGCCCUUUGCACAGUGCUGCAGCUCACAGAGAGACUUUUCCUCGACCACCUGCAGAGACUCACAGGCACCAGAGUCCAACAGUACCACAGGGCUCUGGUGGCGGUGCUUCUCAGCCGCCCCUGGCACAUGCAGCAGGCCCAGCAGACGGUCCGGAAGCUGCUGUCCUCACUCGGGGCCUUGAAGCUGGCUCACGGUCUCCUGGAGGAGCUGAAGACGGUCCUCAGCUCUCACAAGGUGAGGGCGUUGCUGCCCUUAGAUGUGCUGGUGACGGAUGGCGCGAGGGUGACUGAGGCAGGCAAAGCCUACGUGCCCCCGCGGGUGCUGCAGGAGGCCCUGUCUAUCAUCUCAGGAUGCCAGGGUUGGGAGGGGUGGACAUUGGCCCACACCGAGCAGCUGGCCCAGGAGAUGCUGAUCAUCUCCCACCACCCGAUCCUUAGGUUGGCAGUGCAGUCUGGGCUCUGGCCAGUGGCUUCUCAGCAGGAUGAAGAUCUGAUCCCGAAGCCUUCAUCACCCAGGCACCUGGACCAGAUCAUUCCCAGGAUCACCACACAGAGCCCCCUUGGGCAGUCUGCUAUGAACGCCAUGGGCUCCCUUUCCAUCCUGUCCCCAGACCGGGUCCUGCCCCAGCUCCUCAGCACCAUCACCGCAUCCGUGCAGAAGCCACUGUGCCAGGUGACUCGCGAGGAGUUUGCCAUUAUGCAAACCCCCGCUGGGGAGCUGUACGACAAGUCCAUCCUGCAGAGUGCCCAGCAGGACAGUCUCAAAAAGGCCAACAUGAAGCGAGAGAACAAGGCUUAUUCCUUCAAAGAGCAGAUCAUCGAGCUGGAGCUCAAGGAGGAGAUAAAGAAGAAGAAAGGCAUCAAAGAGGAAGUGCAGCUGACGAGCAAGCAGAAGGAGAUGCUGCAGGCCCAGCUGGACAAGGAGGCAAAUAUCCGGAGGCGGCUGCAGGAGCUGGACAGCGAGUUGGAGUCGGCACUCGGACUGCUGGACACCAUCCUGGCCAAGAACCCCUCCGGCCUGACCCAGUACAUCCCUGUCCUGGUUGACUCUUUCCUGCCCUUGCUGAAAUCUCCGCUGGCUGCUCCCAGGAUCAAGAAUCCUUUCCUGGCCUUGGCUGCCUGUGUGAUGCCGCCGAGGCUCAAGGCAUUGGGCACUUUGGUGAGCCAUGUGACGCUGCGUCUGCUGAAGCCAGAGUGUGUCCUGGACAAGUCCUGGUGUCAGGAAGAGCUGCCGGUGGCUGUGCAGAGGGCUGUGGCCCUGCUGCACAGCCACACCAUCCCCGCCAGGGUAGGCAAGAGUGAGCCAGAUGCAGCUCCCCUGUCAGCACCAGCCUUCUCUUUGGUCUUCCCAUUUCUGAAGAUGGUGCUGACGGACAUGCCCUGCCACAGCGAGGAGGAGGAGGAGCGUAUGGCCCAGAUCCUGCAGAUCCUCAUUGUCCACUCGCAGUUGAGGGCUGCCCCGAGCAGCAAGCCUGGCCAUGUGGACGAGAACGGCCCGGAGCUGCUGCCUCGAGUGGCCAUGCUGCGUCUCCUGACCUGGGUGAUCGGGACCGGCUCGCCACGCCUGCAGGUCCUGGCCUCGGACUCACUGACCACGCUGUGUGCCAGCAGCAGCGGCAGGGAGGGCUGUGCCUUUGCCGAGCAGGAGGAGGUGGAUGUGCUGCUGAGUGCCUUGCAGUCCCCUUGUGCCAGCGUGCGGGACACCGCUCUUCGGGGGCUGAUGGAGCUGCACAUGGUGCUGCCUGUGCCAGACACAGACGAGAAGAACGGCCUGAACCUGCUGCGCAGACUCUGGGUGGUCCGGUUCGACAGGGAGGAGGAGAUCCAGAAGCUGGCGGAGAGGCUCUGGUCAACCAUGGAUCUGAACCUGCAGCCUGACCUCUGCUCUCUGCUGAUUGACGACGUUAUUUAUCACGAGGCAGCUGUGAGGCAGGCCGGGGCAGAGGCGCUCUCACAGGCGGUGGCCCGUUACCAGAGGCAGGCGGCCGAAGUCAUGGGCCGGCUCAUGGAGAUCUACCAAGAGAAGCUCUUCCGCCCACCUCCAGUGCUGGAUGCUCUAGGCCGAGUCAUUUCCGAGUCACCCCCGGAUCAGUGGGAAGCCAGGUGUGGCUUGGCUUUGGCCCUGAACAAACUCUCCCAGUGUUUGGACAACUCUCAAGUGAAGCCUCUCUUUCAAUUUUUUGUCCCUGAUGCCCUCAAUGAUCGAAACCCCGAUGUCCGGAAGUGCAUGCUUGACGCAGCUCUUGCAACUCUUAACAACCAUGGGAAGGAGAACGUAAACUCGCUGCUGCCGGUUUUUGAGGAGUUCCUGAAAGAUGCCCCCAACGAUGCUAGCUAUGAUGCUGUGCGGCAGAGCGUGGUGGUCCUCAUGGGCUCCCUGGCCAAGCACUUGGACAAGAGUGACCCCAAAGUGAAGCCCAUCGUAGCUAAGCUCAUUGCUGCCCUCUCAACCCCCUCCCAACAGGUACAGGAGUCCGUGGCCAGCUGCCUGCCACCCCUGGUACCAGCCAUCAAGGAGGAUGCGGGUGCGAUGAUCCAGCGGCUUAUGCAGCAGCUGCUGGAGUCGGACAAGUAUGCGGAGCGCAAGGGGGCGGCGUACGGGCUGGCCGGGCUGGUGAAGGGCCUGGGGAUCCUCUCGCUGAAGCAACAGGAGAUGAUGGCAGCACUUACCGAUGCCAUCCAGGAUAAGAAGAACUUCCGGCGGCGAGAGGGAGCCCUCUUCGCCUUUGAGAUGCUCUGCACCAUGCUGGGGAAGCUGUUCGAGCCCUAUGUGGUGCACGUGCUGCCGCACCUGCUGCUCUGCUUUGGGGACGGGAACCAGUACGUGCGCGAGGCUGCAGAUGACUGUGCCAAGGCAGUGAUGAGCAACCUCAGUGCCCAUGGGGUGAAGCUGGUGCUGCCCUCGCUGUUGGCUGCCCUGGAGGAGGAGUCCUGGAGGACCAAGGCUGGGUCUGUAGAGCUGCUGGGGGCAAUGGCCUACUGCGCUCCCAAGCAGCUCUCCUCCUGCCUGCCCAACAUCGUACCCAAGCUGACAGAGGUGCUUACCGACUCCCACGUGAAAGUGCAGAAGGCUGGCCAGCAAGCGCUCAGGCAGAUUGGCUCCGUCAUCCGGAACCCCGAGAUCCUGGCCAUUGCCCCGGUCCUGCUGGACGCCCUGACUGACCCCUCCAGAAAGACCCAGAAGUGUUUGCAGACCCUCUUGGACACCAAGUUUGUCCACUUCAUCGAUGCCCCGUCCCUGGCCCUCAUUAUGCCCAUCGUCCAGAGAGCCUUCCAGGACCGUUCCACGGACACUCGGAAGAUGGCAGCCCAGAUCAUCGGCAACAUGUACUCCCUCACUGACCAGAAGGACUUGGCUCCUUACCUGCCGAGCGUGACACCUGGCCUGAAGGCCUCCCUUUUGGACCCUGUGCCUGAGGUGCGUACGGUGUCAGCUAAGGCUCUCGGGGCCAUGGUGAAGGGCAUGGGGGAGUCGUGCUUUGAGGACCUGCUGCCAUGGCUGAUGGAGACGCUGACCUAUGAGCAGAGCUCUGUGGACCGCUCGGGCGCAGCACAAGGUUUGGCCGAGGUCAUGGCUGGCUUGGGGGUGGAGAAGUUGGAGAAGCUGAUGCCUGAAAUUGUGGCCACGGCUAGCAAAGUGGACAUCGCCCCACACGUCCGAGAUGGCUACAUCAUGAUGUUCAACUACCUGCCCAUCACCUUCGGGGACAAGUUCACACCAUAUGUGGGGCCUAUCAUCCCCUGUAUCCUCAAAGCUCUUGCUGAUGAGAACGAGUUUGUGCGUGACACUGCCCUGCGAGCCGGCCAGCGGGUCAUCUCCAUGUACGCUGAGACGGCCAUCGCCUUGCUGCUUCCCCAGCUCGAGCAAGGACUCUUUGAUGACCUCUGGAGAAUAAGAUUCAGCUCUGUGCAGCUCCUCGGGGAUCUCCUCUUCCACAUCUCCGGGGUCACCGGGAAGAUGACCACAGAGACGGCCUCGGAGGAUGACAACUUCGGAACUGCCCAGUCCAACAAGGCCAUCAUCACUGCCCUGGGUGUUGACCGGCGGAACCGGGUGCUGGCAGGGCUGUACAUGGGCCGCUCUGACACACAGCUGGUUGUGAGGCAGGCCUCCUUGCACGUCUGGAAGAUCGUGGUCUCCAAUACUCCCCGCACCCUGCGUGAGAUCCUGCCCACUCUCUUCGGGCUCUUGCUAGGGUUCCUGGCCAGCACGUGUGCAGAUAAGAGAACGAUUGCCGCAAGGACACUGGGCGACCUGGUUCGCAAGUUAGGGGAGAAGAUCCUGCCCGAGAUCAUCCCCAUCCUGGAAGAAGGCCUGAGGUCUCCGAAGAGCGAUGAGCGGCAGGGUGUGUGCAUUGGCCUGAGUGAGAUCAUGAAAUCCACGAGCCGAGAUGCCGUGCUGUUCUUCUCCGAGUCCCUCGUGCCCACGGCGCGGAAGGCGCUAUGUGACCCACUGGAGGAGGUGAGAGAGGCGGCUGCCAAGACCUUUGAGCAGCUGCAUUCAACCAUUGGCCACCAGGCGCUCGAGGACAUUCUCCCCUUCCUCCUCAAGCAGCUGGACGAUGAGGAUGUGUCAGAAUUUGCCCUGGAUGGUCUGAAACAAGUGAUGGCCAUCAAGAGUCGAGUGGUGCUGCCCUAUCUCGUGCCCAAGCUGACCACCCCGCCUGUCAACACUCGGGUGCUGGCUUUCCUCUCAUCCGUGGCGGGUGAUGCCCUGACCCGGCACCUUGGCGUUAUCCUCCCCGCUGUCAUGUUGGCCCUGAAGGAGAAGCUUGGAACACCAGAUGAGCCGCUGGAGAUGGCCAACUGCCAGGCUGUGAUCCUGUCUGUUGAGGAUGACGUUGGGCACCGGGUCAUCAUCGAGGACCUACUGGAGGCCACCCGCAGCCCCGAGGUGGGCAUGAGGCAGGCUGCCGCCAUCAUCCUCAACAUCUACUGCUCCCGCUCCAAGGCCGACUACACCUGCCACCUGAGGAGCCUGGUCUCGGGCCUGAUUCGCCUCUUUAACGACUCCAGCCCUGUGGUGCUCGAGGAGAGCUGGGAUGCCCUGAACGCCAUCACCAAGAAGCUGGAUGCUGGGAACCAGCUUGCCCUCAUUGAUGAGCUCCACAAGGAAAUCCGGCUUGUAGGGAACGAGAGCAAAGGCGAGCACGUGCCCGGGUUCUGCCUCCCAAAGAAGGGUGUCACCUCCAUCCUCCCAGUGUUGCGAGAGGGAGUCCUGACAGGCAGCCCAGAACAGAAGGAAGAAGCAGCCAAGGCCUUAGGCCUGGUGAUCCGGCUGACAUCAGCGGAUGCCCUGCGGCCCUCUGUGGUUAGCAUCACCGGGCCUCUGAUCCGCAUCCUGGGCGACCGCUUCAGCUGGAAUGUGAAGGCAGCUCUGCUGGAGACCCUCAGCCUCCUGCUAGCAAAGGUCGGGAUUGCCCUGAAGCCUUUCCUGCCGCAGCUGCAAACCACUUUCACCAAAGCCCUGCAAGACUCCAACCGGGGGGUGCGCCUGAAGGCUGCCGAGGCUCUGGGGAAGCUCAUCUCCAUCCACAUCAAGGUGGACCCCCUCUUCACCGAGCUGCUCAAUGGCAUCCGAGUCAUGGAGGACCCCGGGGUCAGGGAUACCAUGCUGCAGGCCCUGAGGUUUGUGAUCCAGGGUGCAGGGGCCAAGGUGGAUGCUGCCAUUCGCAAGAACGUGGUCUCAAUGCUGCUGAGCAUGCUGGGACAUGACGAGGACAACACACGCAUCUCCUCGGCAGGGUGCCUGGGGGAGCUGUGUGCCUUUCUCCCCGAAGAGGAGCUCAGCGCCAUUCUCCAGAACUGUCUUCUUGCGGAUGUAUCUGGCAUCGACUGGAUGGUCCGGCAUGGCCGCAGCCUUGCACUCUCUGUGGCUGUGAACGUGGCUCCCGGCAGACUCUGUAUGGGCAAGUACAGCAGCGAUGUCCAGGACAUGAUCCUCAGCAAUGCCGUGGCCGACAGGAUUCCCAUUGCAGUGAGUGGGGUCCGAGGCAUGGGCUUCCUGAUGAAGCAUCACAUUGAGGCAGGAAAGGGCCAGCUCCCAGCCAAGCUGUCCAGCCUAUUCAUUAAGUGUCUGCAGAACCCAUCCAGUGACAUCAGGCUGGUGGCCGAGAAGAUGAUCUGGUGGGCAAAUAAGGACCCGCUGCCGCCCCUUGACCCCCAGGCCAUCAAGCCCAUCCUGAAGGCCCUUCUUGACAACACUAAGGAUAAAAACACUGUUGUACGGGCCUACAGCGACCAGGCCAUUGUCAACCUCCUCAAACUGCGGCAGGGUGAAGAGGUGUUUCAGGCCCUCUCCAAGAUCCUGGAUGUGGCCAGCUUAGAGGUGCUCAAUGAGUGCAACCGGAGGUCCCUGAAGAAGCUGGCCAGCCAGGCCGAUUCCUUGGAACAGGUGGAUGACACCAUUCUGACCUGAGCAGCCGGGCCCACAGCAGCAUUUUUGGCUCCACAUCUUAGUUCAAUGUUUUCGUUUUUGAAAAUAACGUCUGUUCCGAUGGGGAGCUUGGAGAUGGCAUUCCCAGAAACUAUUUUAAUAUAUCAACAGACCACAGCAAAGCCUUAAAUCAAACACACACACGCACGCGCACACACACACACACAUACAUACACAUACAUACAUACAUACACACACACACACAUGAAAAAUGGCCUCCUCCAUCUCACCCUUUUCUUUAGAGAGGGGGGAAAAAAAGCACAUGCUUGAGACUCACUGAACUGUCACCAGAGCUGCUCAUCCAGCUUCGCAUGACUGGUCUGGAACAAGUGGGGCCAACUUCUGGUUCCCCUCUACUGUGCCAGAACUCUGCACCCAGAGCUGCCGCUCUCGGCCCCUUGCCUAGAUGCAGAGCAGGGCACGGAAAGGCGCAAGUCUGCCAGGUACAGCGUGUCUUGGUCUUGGUGUUUCACAAUGGUGAGGCCCAAUCAGUCAGGCCCCUGCCAGGUGGAAUGAGACCAGUGUGGCCCAGGAAGUUCCCAGGUGGGGGAGGAGAGAGGUUCAGUGCAGGCUGCUUGAAGAGGAAUACUGAAUAAAGGCUUUGAUUUCAUCAUAA
This is a messenger RNA of Suncus etruscus (white-toothed pygmy shrew), 8671 nucleotides long. It is a transcript of the gene GCN1, whose product is annotated as GCN1 activator of EIF2AK4. Gene Ontology annotation, biological process: cellular response to amino acid starvation; regulation of translation. Gene Ontology annotation, cellular component: cytosol. The record is from RefSeq and is a predicted model, not a curated record. NCBI's taxonomy places the organism in Eukaryota, Metazoa, Chordata, Mammalia, Eulipotyphla, Soricidae. Gene Ontology annotation, molecular function: protein kinase regulator activity.